Mucor mucedo is the source of this 3883-nucleotide messenger RNA. RefSeq lists its product as uncharacterized. The coding region runs from base 215 to 3625 and encodes 1136 amino acids. The transcript is spliced from 3 exons. Gene Ontology annotation, cellular component: cytoplasm. Gene Ontology annotation, molecular function: phosphatidylinositol binding. NCBI's taxonomy places the organism in Eukaryota, Fungi, Mucoromycota, Mucoromycetes, Mucorales, Mucoraceae. The record is from RefSeq and is a predicted model, not a curated record. Gene Ontology annotation, biological process: signal transduction; regulation of GTPase activity.
CAUUGUGUGUGUCUUAUAGUGUGUGUUUGUGUGUGUUUUUGUUUUUUUUUUUUGACGCUCCCUUUUAUACACUUACCUCCCUUUCCUCCCCCAACCAACCAACCAACCUACCAACCAACCAAAAAAAAAAAAAAGUUGUCAAAUUUUCAUAUUUUUAUUUUUUUUAAUACUAUACCCUUCCCUUGUUGUUUAAUUUCUUCUACUUAAGUGUACAAUGUCACAACCACCCGUCAUCAACUAUGGACAAGACGAGAUUCCCCAUUUACGUUCACAAAACGAUCAACUAUGGAAGAUUAUUGAAAAGCAAAGAGUCAUGAUUCAAAACCUUCAAAAAGACAAUGUUCGACUCUCAGCAGAAAGAGAUGGUUUACAAGACCACAUUAGUUCUCUAGAAAAGGAAGUGACUCGAAAGCAACGUGUCACUUCUUUACUCAUCUCACCUCAAGCACUACAAGAGAUUGUAGAAGCAGAUGAUGCUUCUACUCCUACUCCCAAUAGCAGUGACACGGAAGCCUUCAACUUCACUACGCUUCCCACCACCAGCCCCAUGCCUCCUCCUCGUUCACCUUAUCGACCUCUCAAGGAAAAAGCAGACGAUUAUAUCAGGUCAGAGGGUCAAGUUGUGUUUGAACCCGAAUCUUUGAUGCGCGUGGAGGACAUGAACGGUCGUUCCUCACCUGGCUCUCCUGCACCUGGUCCUCAUACCACAAGACGUAAAGAUAGUGCUCCUUUACCUUCUCCCAGCACAAGAAAUCCUUCGCCUUUCAUUGUACCUUCGCCUUCUAAAUCCUCUUCCUCACUCGAGGUAAGAAAGACAUCACGUCAACGAGACUCAAUGAUGCCUCCUGCAAGAGCUGCUCUCGAGCAUGAUCCCACCAUGCGUGUCGCUUCUCCUCCCAUCCCACCACCUCGAACAAGCAACAAAAAAAAGCGUGAAAGUACACUCUAUUCCAAGUAUCAGUAUGAUGAUGAAAUCGAGGAGGAUCUCGAGGAUCCCUUAUCCAAAAAGCAACGCAUCUUACUCCACAACCUCUCUCAUGUCUCUAUUAAAGUGGUCGGCUCCAAUAUUAAACCCAAUGAUAAAGGCAAAGAAGUCAUUUCUUUCAUCUUGUCCGUCGGUUCCUAUGAUGAGGAUGAAUCUACCAGUCGACACUUUGAGGAACAAUGGCGAGUAGAGAAGUUAUAUUCAGACUUUUUAAGUUUAGAUUCCAAGCUGAAAACACAACGUAAUCGUGCGGUUUCAAGUAGGUUGGGUAAAUUACCCGACAAGGCCUUGUUCUCAAAUAAUGCACCUACCAAGGUGGAUCAACGUAAAGUGGCCCUGGAACAAUACUUACAACAUAUGCUUUCAUUACCCAUGGAAGAUACCACAGAUAUCUGUACUUUCCUCUGUACAAACAUCAUUGAUUCCAAUAUCUAUCAAACUGUCGGCCAAAAGCGUGAAGGUUAUCUCACCAAACGAGGCAAGAACUUUGGAGGUUGGAAAACUCGUUACUUUGUCUUGAACGAAAAUAUUCUUGAAUACUAUGAAUCCAAGGAAGGAACUCAGCUUGGCUCCAUUCGUUUAACCAAUGCUCAAAUCGGUCGACAAAUGCCUGGUUCUUCUCCUGCAUCGGAAGAAUACAAUAGUGUAUAUCGACACGCCUUCUUAAUUGUGGAACAAAAACGUGUUGGUUCUACGCAUCAUGUCCGUCAUAUUCUAUGUGCUAAUUCCGAUGAUGAUCGUGAUGAUUGGGUUCAUGCUUUACUCGAGAACAUUCAUAUUGAAGAAGACGCUAUCCCACUCACCAAAUCGUCUUCUUCUACCACCACCACGUCCUCCUCUAAAAAGAAGAACAAGGAAGAAAAACCCCGAAAGUUAAGUAAAGGAGAGAUUCGUGCUAUUUCCGCUACACCCAUUAGUAAACUCGACAUGAGCAGUACAACUGCUGCCGAUAUGGAUAAAUUGACGUCUACCCCAUGCUCCUCCACAGUGAUGGUGGAAGAUCCUUCCACCAUUGGUAUGGCCAUUUCACAUCCUAAAUACAGUCAACCCACACCUUCCAUUUCAAGCGAUAGCACAGACUCUUCUUGUACUGUACCCGCUUCUAAUUCCGUGUCACCCAACGCAACUUGGUCCUACCAUGAUCGUACCAGUUUGGAUCAAUCCGGUAACACAUCCCAUGCACGUUUACAAGCACCUCGACCCACCAUCGUACGUCGUAGUUCAAUGGGUAACCUGGUCUCUGCCACCACUGAGCAACAAUUGGCGAAUGAAGACUUUUUAAACCCACAUGCUUACAAUCGUGCUUUAUCACCCACAAUUACCUACCCACAGGUAGAGGAACCUCCUGUGUCUGAAAGUGAACCUGAGAAAAAGGCUAGAAACAAGGCACAUCGUAUGACCUUUUGGGGAAAGAAGAUGUUAUUUAGUAAUACAGAGGGACAGGUACAACAACAGAAUGGACCUCCUAAACCAUCGCAGUCAGCCUCGGCUACUACUCAUGAUCAAGCUUCUGGAAGUCAUACGAAUCUCAGCACGAACAAUGGAGGAGGAGGUGGAGGAGGAGGCGGUGGAGGAGGAGGAGGUGGUAGUGGUAAUGGAGGAGGAGGAUUACGUGGAUUUUUAUCUCGUACAUCGCAUGAACAAAGUGAACGAUCCAAGAAAUACGAAGAUGUACCUUUGCCUAAACCUGCCAAACAAGUAUUUGGUGUGUCAUUAGAAGAAGCGGUGCGUAUCUCUCGCGUGUCAGAAGGAUACGAGUUACCAGCGGUGGUGUACCGUUGUAUUGAAUAUCUAGAUGCGAUGGAUGCAGUGUUAGAGGAAGGACUGUAUCGUCUCAGUGGUAGUAAUUCGACAAUGAAGGCCUUGAGAGAAAAGUUCAAUCAAGAGGGAGAUGUGAAUAUAUUAGCGGCCAAGGAUGAUUAUGAUGUGCAUGUGGUGGCUGGACUACUCAAGAUGUGGUUGCGUGAAUUACCUACCAGUGUACUGACAAGAGAGCAUCGGAUGGAUUUCCUGCAUGUGAUUGAUCUGCUGGAUCGCAAAGAUCGAGUGAAUGAGUUGGGUAGACUGGUGUCUGUGUUACCACUUUCGAAUUAUACCUUGUUGAGAGCCUUGACAGCCCAUUUGAUUCGUGUGGUGCAACAUUCGGAUAUCAACAAGAUGACGAUGCGUAAUGUGAGCAUUGUGUUCUCUCCUACACUGGGUAUCCCUGCUACAAUUUUUAACUUGUUUAUGAGUGAAUUUGAAUAUAUUUUCUGGAUCACAAAAGACGGGGAUGCUGCACCUCGCAUGAUUGAAGAUGAAGUGCCCGUUUUGGAGGAGGAGGAAGUACAGCCGGUCAUGGUGGUAGUGGAAGAAGAAGAAGAAAAAGAAACAGAACAGCAGCAGCAGGUGGAAGGGAAGGAAACACCUGAGCCAUAUGGACUGAGUCGUAAAACAACACUUCGGUUGCGUGAAGAACAUGGCCGUAGUAACCGUAACAGUGUGAAUUACAUGGAUGGAGCACCUAAUGCGAUUGUUGAUUUAGAAAAGAAUAUGGAUGGACCACCUGUUCUUGAUGAAGAUGAGGAUGAAGAUGUGGAUGACUUGACACUUUCUAACCAACAGUUGUAUGCUCCUUCUUCUUCUUCAAAUAUAUUUUAACCCUAUUAUUAUUAUUAUUCUUAUUAUUUUCCUAUUAUUAUUCUUUAUUAUUUAUCUAACCCCCCCCCCCCUCUCUCUCUCUUUUUCUCCUCCAUUUAAUUUAAGCUCUCUACUAUUUGUUCACCCCCUCGUUUUUUUUUCUUCUCUCAUAAUAAUUUUCUCUCUCUCUCUCGCUACUCUCUCUCUUUUUUUUUUUCUUUUUUUUUUUUUUUUUUAUAAUGUAAUUUUUAAUUGAAAUAAAAUGGUCUCAACUAAAAU